CGCUAGGUGUACUCAGCCACACAUUGAAGUCUGAAGUCUAGAAAGAACGGACCUGCCGUAAGACCGCUGUCAACGACGUGACAGAGCUGACGUGUGUUUCAUCUGGCACGCAUGUACAUGUUGUAAAUUUGCAAACAUUCACCUGCGAUCCAAUACAGUUUAAUAUCACUGAUAUCAUUAAUCGUUUGUAAUAUUUUACCGUAUAAAAUAUGUUAAAAUACGCUUGCUCUUUUAUCCUGUUUCUAUGCACUUUCAAGUUCGGGACUGGUCUGUAUUUUCACAUUGGUGAGACAGAGCGAAAAUGCUUCAUCGAAGAGAUUCCCGACGAUACUACAGUCUUAGUAAAUUACAAAGUGGAACUCUAUGAUCCCAGAAGUGGAGGUUUUAUGCCAAGCAGCCCUGGUAUUGGAAUGCAUGUUGAAGUAAAAGAUUCAGAUGACAAACCUAUACUUUCUAGAGUUUAUAGUUCUGAAGGACGAAUCUCCUUUACCUCACAUACCCCAGGAGAACAUGUUAUUUGCUUGUAUUCCAAUAGUAGUGCAUGGUUCAGUGGCAGUCAGUUGAGAGUGCAUCUUGAUAUUCAAGUAGGGGAACAUGCAAUUGAUUAUGCUAAUGUGGCACAGAAAGAAAAAUUAUCGGAACUUCAACUUAGAAUACGUCAGCUCCUAGAUCAAGUUGGACAAAUAACCAAGGAACAAAAUUACCAAAGGUACCGAGAAGAACGAUUUAGGCAAACAUCAGAAAGCACUCAUCGUCGUGUGUUCUGGUGGUCCCUUACACAGACUGCAGUUGUUAUAAUUAUGGGUGCAUGGCAAAUGAAGCAUCUUAAGAGCUUUUUCGAAGCAAAGAAAUUAGUUUAAUUUUGUAAGACGUGAUUAUUUAAGCAAAACAUCAAUUAAAUCAUUAAAUUUCAUUUUUGUAGAUUAUUAAAUUUCAUUUCAGAUAAAAUUUAUAUUACAACAAAUUUUUCGAUAUAUCGUAUAUUGAACAAUUUUAAACACAUUUUGUAUGAAAAUGUCAGUUACAUUGUAAGAAAAUUUGACAUUAUUGUCUAAAAUAAUUGAUAAAUUGCUUGUGUAUGAUGAUGUGAUAAAAAUAAAAGAAUAGCUUCUCACACACAUACAUAUAUAAAAUAUA
Messenger RNA from Odontomachus brunneus, 1137 nucleotides. RefSeq names its product transmembrane emp24 domain-containing protein eca (gene eca). NCBI's taxonomy places the organism in Eukaryota, Metazoa, Arthropoda, Insecta, Hymenoptera, Formicidae. Gene Ontology annotation, cellular component: endoplasmic reticulum-Golgi intermediate compartment; endoplasmic reticulum; COPII-coated ER to Golgi transport vesicle. The record is from RefSeq and is a predicted model, not a curated record. Gene Ontology annotation, biological process: intracellular protein transport; Golgi organization; endoplasmic reticulum to Golgi vesicle-mediated transport. The coding region runs from base 210 to 860 and encodes 216 amino acids. The transcript is spliced from 4 exons.